Molecule: messenger RNA, 1245 nt
Organism: Arvicanthis niloticus (Nile rat)
Lineage: Eukaryota; Metazoa; Chordata; Mammalia; Rodentia; Muridae
Source: RefSeq, a predicted model, not a curated record
AUGGGUCAGCUCUUCUCUAAUACAUCUAAGAAUGAAGACAAAGGAGAUUUGGUAUCCAGCUUUGAUACAUAUUUUAAAAACCUUAAAAUGGAAAACAAAAUUAUUUCUCAAGAAACCAUCGAUUUAAUAGAGUCAUAUCUGAACAAAGGAAACAUUCAUGAGACAAACUCUUUAAUCAGUGAUGCAUUAAAGAAUAUUGAUAAUGCCCCAAUAAAUAUUGCUGUGACAGGAGAGUCUGGAGGAGGGAAGUCCAGCUUCAUCAAUGCCCUGAUAGGGAUUGGACCUGAAGACGAAGGUGCAGCUGAAGUUGGGGUAAUAGAGACAACUAUGAAGAGAACACCUUACAAACAUCCCAAAAUUAAAACUUUGACCGUAUGGGACCUGCCUGGAAUUGGAACUCAGAAAUUCCCACCAAAAGCUUAUCUGGAGGAAGUGAAAUUCAAAGAAUAUGAUUUUUUCGUUAUUGUUUCUGCCACACGUUUUACAAAACUUGAACUAGACCUUGCCCAAGCAAUCGGAAUUAUGAAAAAGAAUUACUAUUUUGUGAGAACCAAGGUGGACGUUGAUUUAGAAAAUGAAAAGAAAUCCAAACCACGUACUUUUGACAGAGAAAAGACCUUGAAGCAGAUCCGAAGUUAUUCUGUGAAUACCUUUAGUGACAAUAACGUGGCUGUACCGCCAAUUUUCUUGAUCUCUAACUAUGAUUUACCUAACUAUGAUUUUCCAGUCCUGACUAACACUCUGCUUAAGGAUCUAAAUGCUCAAAAGCGCCACAAUCUUAUGCUUUCCCUGCCUAGCAUUACAGAGGCAGCCAUUGACAGAAAGCACAAGGCCACACAGCAGUUUAUCUGGCUGGAAGCCUUCAAGGCUGGAGUUUUGGCAACUUUCCCUAUGGUAGGCAUCUUCAGGGAUAAUGAUGUAGAGAAGCUGACAGAGACUUUAAACCACUAUCGAAAACUCUUUGGAGUGGAUGAUGAAUCCCUGGAGAUUAUGGCUAAGGAUUUACAAGUACCUGUUGGAAAAGUAAAAGAAAUAAUUAAGUCUCCUCAUUUGUUGAAGACUAACACAGAGGAAACAUUAGGAGAAAGGCUUUUGAAAUAUUUAGAGAGAUUUGCAUCAGCUAAUGGUGGGCUCCUUGCUACAGGUCUUUACUUCAGGAAAACUUUUUGUUUACAAUUUUAUUUCCUUGACACAGUGGCUGAAGAUGCCAAAGUUCUCCUUCGAUGGACAUAUUCAAAAAACUAG